Messenger RNA from Orbicella faveolata, 1680 nucleotides. Its product is annotated as DENN domain-containing protein 11-like. The record is from RefSeq and is a predicted model, not a curated record. NCBI's taxonomy places the organism in Eukaryota, Metazoa, Cnidaria, Anthozoa, Scleractinia, Merulinidae. Gene Ontology annotation, cellular component: cytoplasm.
CCAGGCUCCUAAAAAUCUUGAGUCCGCGUCUACUGUCCCUACCCUCCCAAGCAAGUACUUAGUCACCCCUGAUCAUGAUUAGGCAGGAAUGGCGGACGAUGCUUGCCUUGUCGAUUUCGAAGAAGUUCCUGAUACUUCUUACGAUCCGAGACAAGAUAUUCCAUCACUGCCGCUAAGAGAUGAAGAUGUUACUUCCGGUGCAAAUUUUUCGUUUCUACAAGACACCGGAGGAAAUACGAGUGAACAGGAAAGAGUAGUUCCUGAUCUCAUAAUCGCUGUUUAUGUCGUACAAUUCGAUACAAGAAGAGGAAAUGAAAUAGAAUGGAAACAUCCCAGAUCAGUGGAUUUAACUGGAGUGGAGUUCAAAGCCCUGGCCAGUGGUUCACACACAAUCACAAAAGACUUCAUAUACUUCAAAACCAGAGAUGGUCUUUAUGGACUUAGUUGUUAUGAGAGAAUAGCUGUUGAUAAUGUGGCGGAGAGAGGUGCCAGAAUGAAGUCAGUGGGUAUCCUUUGUGCAAAGUACACAUCUCUACAUGAACACAUACCAUUUCUUGAAGAGGAAGUUAGGAGGCAGCUUGAAAACCCUGGACAUUAUGAGGACUUAGAAAACUACUACCACAGUUAUAAGAACUGCGUUCUUAGAAAUAAUUACAUUCCUUCUCCAACUCUUGAGAAGGCUCCAGGGCUGGAGGAAAUACCAGUGUUGAGGAUCACACAUCCAGCUGGGUGUUUUCCUCAGUUUAUCAAGUUCUUUGGAGAACACAUAUUUGUACUUUGGAAAUUUGUGCUGCUACAAAAAAGAAUUUUAUUCUUUUCUCCACCUCCUGUGGGAGUGGCUUGUUACAGAGUUUACUGUGCGUGUUUGUUGGCAAGCCAUGGAAUUCCAUUUGGUUUUGAAACUGGUAGUAACCCUCUCUUUUUUACUAAUGUUUGUGACCUAAGUGCACUACAAGAGGAACACAAAUACAUUGCAUGUACCACAGAAAAGAUUUUUGAGAGUAAAUUGGAAGUGUAUGAUGUUUAUGUUGAUAAUCAGAAUAUAAAGUGCAAACCACACUUGAGUUGGAUUGCGCAUUUUAAUAAUGCUGACAGAGAUCGGCUAGAACAAUUGGACAUCUUCAGGUGAGAGAGAAACGCUUACUUUAUAGGAAUCCAGUGCUACAAUCCUUCCUCAACUUUAAACACAAUCUACUGAACCCAGUCUGGCCUUGUAUAGGCUAUUAGAUGGUGGGAGAGGAGUAAGUUACAGCAUUUGGAAACACAGGAAAUGAAAGAGGACUGAUGUUUUUGCUCAGAAUGCUUUAAGUUGGAAUUUUCAUUAUUUAGUAUCUCUCCUGUUAAUGAAGGGGGAGACACAGUAACCUGAUUUCAAUGUGUUUCCAACCACUCCACUGAAUGCUCCAGGUAGAGCUCAGGCCAUACCUCACUAGAUUAGAGUCCCAUGUCUCAUCAAGGAGUAUAUGGUUGUAAAAUUUUUUGGGGGAAGUAAGGGGGAGGGGUAGCCUGUGACAGUAACAGUAUUUCGAAGGAGGGGUGUUCCUAAUUGUUUCUUGCAACAGGAAUCAGAGUUACUGGUAAGUGCCAGCCUUCAGAACAACUAAGCUUCAAAAGGCUUUCUAAGCCUACUUCUGUUUGUCUGUUUCUGUGCCUGUCUAAAAAUGUAGUUAUCUUUCAACU